Molecule: messenger RNA, 9199 nt
Organism: Manis pentadactyla (Chinese pangolin)
Lineage: Eukaryota; Metazoa; Chordata; Mammalia; Pholidota; Manidae
Gene: RALGAPA2
Product: Ral GTPase activating protein catalytic subunit alpha 2
Exons: 40
Coding region: 194-5809 (1871 amino acids)
Biological process (GO): positive regulation of GTPase activity; regulation of small GTPase mediated signal transduction
Cellular component (GO): cytoplasm; nucleus
Molecular function (GO): GTPase activator activity
Source: RefSeq, a predicted model, not a curated record
UUCUUGCCCCGCCUUUCCCCGUUCCCGGCCCGCCCCUCCUUCCUGGAGCCACAGCUGAGGCGGCAGCGGCGGCGGCCCGGCUGGGGGCGGUGAGUGGCCCGCGCGACGCGCACCGGCCUGAACCCUAUGCGGUGACUCGCGCGGCGCAGGCGCCUCCUGCCCUGCCGGCGGGGCCCGGGUUUCCCGCGGCCUGAUGUUCUCCCGCAGGAGCCACGGGGAUGUGAGGAAGUCCACCCAGAAGGUGCUGGACCCCAAGAAGGACGUGCUGACCCGCCUGAAGCACCUGCGGGCGCUGCUGGAUAAUGUGGAUGCAAGUUAUCUUAAGCAGUUUUUUGAGACCAACUAUUCUCAGAUAUAUUUCAUCUUCUAUGAAAAUUUUAUAACACUGGAAAAUAAUUUGAAACUAAAAGGGAAUAAUAAGUCACAAAGGGAGGAGCUGGACUCCAUCCUCUUUCUUUUUGAAAAAAUACUGCAGUUUCUACCUGAGCGAAUUUUCUUUCGAUGGCAUUACCAGAGUAUAGGCUCAACUUUAAAGAAGCUUCUACACACUGGAAAUUCUAUUAAGAUUAGAUGUGAAGGAAUCAGGCUGUUUCUCUUAUGGCUUCAAGCACUUCAGACAAACUGUGCAGAAGAGCAGGUGCUGAUUUUUGCUUGCCUUGUGCCUGGUUUCCCAGCGAUCAUGUCAUCCAGAGGGCCCUGUACACUGGAGACACUCAUCAGUCCUAGCCCAAGUGUAGCUGACGCAAAGAUAUAUCCAGAAGAAAUCACUCCACUUCUGCCAGCUUUAUCAGGGGAAAAGAUCGCUGAGGACCAAACAUGCUUUUUUCUUCAAAUAUUGUUGAAAUUUAUGGUUAUUCAGGCUGCAAGCUUGGAGUGGAAGAAUAAGGAGAAUCAAGAUACUGGUUUUAAAUUUCUUUUUACAUUGUUUCGAAAGUAUUAUCUUCCUCAUUUAUUUCCAUCAUUUACUAAAUUAACAAACAUCUACAAACCUGUACUUGACAUCCCUCAUUUGAGACCAAAGCCAGUGUACAUUACUACAACUAGAGACAAUGAAAACAUUUAUAGUACAAAAAUUCCAUACAUAGCAGCUCGUGUUGUUUUUAUUAAGUGGAUUGUAACUUUCUUUUUGGAAAAAAAGUAUCUAACUACAACACAAAACACUAAAAAUGGAGUUGAUGUAUUGCCUAAAAUCAUACAAACUGUUGGUGGUGCCAUGACACAAGAGAAGGUGACAGAGCUGGAUGGUGGCGGGCCCACAGAACAGGACAAAAACCAUUCGAACAGCAGCACCUUGUCAGAGCGAAGACUCAGCAACUCUAGCCUUUGUAGCAUUGAGGAAGAGUACCGGACUGUGUAUGAAAUGGUGCAGCGGAUUCUCUUGUCAACACGAGGCUAUGUCAAUUUCGUGAAUGAAGUAUUUCGCCAGGCCUUUUUGUUGCCUUCCUGUGACAUAACUAUAACAAGGAAAGUCGUUCAAGUGUAUAGAAAGUGGAUCCUCCAGGACAAACCUGUGUUCAUGGAGGAGCCAGAUAUAAAAGAACUUGCUCAAGAAGAUGCUGAGAAAUUAGGGUUUUCAGAGACUGACAGCAAAGAGACCUCAUCCGAAAGCUCUGGUCAUAAGCGAUCUUCCAGUUGGGGACGAACAUACUCCUUUACGAGUGCAGUGAGCAGAGGGUGUGUGACAGAAGAGGAAAAUAAGAACGUGAAAGCUGGGGCCCAGGCUACUCUGCAGGUAUUUUUGACAAAUGCUGCAAACGUCUUUUUGCUGGAACCAUGUGCUGAAGUUCCCAUGCUCUUGAAAGAACAAGUUGAUGCUUGUAAAGCUGUUUUGAUUAUUUUUAGGCGCAUGAUAAUGGAGCUUACAAUGAAUAAAAAGACAUGGGAACAGAUGUUGCAAAUACUACUCAGGAUAACAGAAGCUGUCAUGCAGAAGCCAAAGGAUAAACAAAUAAAGGACUUGUUUGCCCAGAGCUUGGCAGGGUUACUGUUUAGGACACUCAUUGUGGCUUGGAUCCGAGCAAACCUCUGUGUGUACAUUUCUCGGGAGCUCUGGGAUGACUUCCUUGGAGUUCUGUCCUCCCUCACAGAAUGGGAAGAGCUCAUAAACGAGUGGGCCAACAUCAUGGAUUCCUUGACAGCAGUGCUUGCAAGAACUGUGUACGGAGUUGAGAUGACAAACCUACCUCUGGACAAAUUAAGUGAACAAAAGGAAAAGAAGCAACGGGGCAAAGGCUAUGUUCUAGAUCCUCAGAAAGGAACCACUGUGGGGAGAUCCUUUUCUCUCAGCUGGCGGAGCCACCCAGAUGUGACUGAGCCGAUGCGGUUUAGGAGUGCCACCACAUCUGGGGCACCAGGGGUUGAGAAAGCAAGAAAUAUCGUUCGCCAAAAAGCAACCGAAGUGGAAGAAUGUCCACAGUCAGAAGGCACACCUGCAACUGAGCCUGAGCACCUAGUGACAGAGCAGCUGCUGCAGGCCUCUCGGAGCAGCAGCAUGCCUGAGGUCUCUGAACCACUGUGCUCAGACUGCCCACCAGGUCAACAGGUCGAAAAUGCACAGAAUUUGAGUUCUUUAGAAGCCAAACCAAUUCAGGAGAACAAAGGACAUGUGAAGAAAGAACAUGAAGGAAUAACAGUCUUAGUUGGAAGAAGCAGUGGCCCUGCUGAACUGGAUUUAGAUGAUGAUCUUCAGACGCAAGGACAAUGUAGGGGAAGACAGAAAAGUGAAAGCAUCAGCAGUGACACAGCUCUGGGCUGUAACAAUGAGGCAGAGCUGUCCAUGGGCCUGUGGCAUACCUGUGAGGAUGACCCAGAACUGAACACUCCCACAGAUGGGACUGGCUCCGAUGCCCGCCACUGGCUACAGCUGAGUCCCACCGAUGCCUCAAAUUUAACAGACAGCAGUGAAUGCAUCACAGAUGACUGUAGUAUAAUCGCAGGAGGGAACCUCACUGGUUGGCACCCAGACUCUGCUGCUGUGUUAUGGCGAAGAGUCUUGGGAAUUCUCGGAGAUGUAAAUAAUAUCCAGUCACCCAAGAUCCAUGCCAAAGUUUUUGGCUAUCUCUAUGAACUCUGGUACAAACUAGCAAAGAUACGGGAUAAUCUAGCAAUAAGCCCGGAUAACCAGUCUUCUCCAUCUCCACCAGUCUUGAUCCCACCACUCAGAAUGUUUGCAUCAUGGCUAUUUAAGGCGACGAUGUUGCCAAAUGAAUACAAGGAAGGCAAACUACAAGCCUACAGACUAAUCUGUGCCAUGAUGACCAGACGCCAGGACGUUCUGCCAAACUCAGAUUUUCUGGUGCAUUUUUACCUCGUGAUGCACCUGGGAUUAACCAGCGAGGAUCAGGAUGUUUUAAAUACCAUUAUAAGGCACUGCCCACCCCGCUUUUUCUCUCUGGGUUUGCCUGGCUUCUCAAUGCUGGUGGGGGACUUCAUCACGGCCGCUGCCAGGGUCCUCAGUACAGACAUGCUGGCGGUACCUCGUUCAGAAGCACUCACCAUUCUCGGUUCUCUUGUCUGCUUUCCAAACACCUACCAGGAGAUCCCUUUACUGCAGUCAGUGCCCGAAGCCAAUGAAGUCAUCACAGGCACCAAAGAUGUCAAGCAUUACCUCAUAAAUAUUUUACUGAAGAAUGCCACAGAGGAACCAAAUGAAUGUGCAAGAUGCAUUGCCAUUUGCUCCCUUGGGGUCUGGAUAUGUGAAGAACUUGCACAGUGUACAAGCCAUCCUCAGCUGAAAGAGGCUGUCAAUUUGAUAGGUGUCACUUUGAAGCUUCCUAACAAACCCGUGGCUCAGGUAGCUUGUGACGUUCUCCAACUGCUGGUUUCCUACUGGGAAAAGCUUCAGACAUUUGAAACCUCUCUGCCUCGGAAAAUUAUAGAAAUCCUUGUGGCUACAAUUGCUUUUCUUUUACCAAGUGCGGAGUACUCCUCAGUGGAAACAGAUAAGAAGUUUAUUGUGUCCUUGCUGCUCUGCCUCUUGGACUGGUGCAUGGCAUUGCCUGUGAACACCCUUCUCUACCCAGUGUCCACGGUGGCCCUGGAGGAGCACCACUUGACCAGAGCCCCUUUGCUGGAUUAUAUCUACAGGGUUCUGCACUGCUGUGUUUGUGGCUCAAGCACACAUACCCAACAGAGUCACUACACACUGACCCUGGCUGACCUGUCAUCCCCAGAUUAUGACCCUUUCCUGCCAUUGGCAAAUGUGAAGAAUUCUGAGCCAGUCCAAUAUCACUCAUCAGCAGAAAUGGGCAACCUGCUUACUGUUGAAGAAGAGAGAAAGAGGAGGAGUUUGGAGCUGAUCCCUCUGACCGCCAGAAUGGUGAUGGCCCACCUGGUGAACCAUCUGGGGCAUUUCCCCCUCUGUGGGGGCCCGGCGGUGCUGCACAGCCUGGUCAGCGAGAACCACGACAAUGCUCAUGCGGAAGCCGCUGAACUCUCCUCCGAGGUGUUCAGAAGCCCAAAUCUGCAGCUGUUUGUAUUUAAUGACAGCACCCUCAUCUCCUACCUUCAGACACCCACGGAGGGAUCGGCAGGCGGGCCACCAGGGGGAGCCCUCUCCGACGUGAGGGUAAUCGUGAGGGACAUCUCAGGGAAGUACUCUUGGGAUGGGAAGGUUUUAUACGGCCCUUUGGAAGGCUGCUUAGCACCCACCAGCAGAAAUCCUGCAUUUCUGUUCUCAAGCUGCCAUCAUUACACAUUUGGAUCUCAAAACAAUUUUUCUCAAACUGAGGAAGGAGAGGAUGUCCUCGACAAAUUACUGGAAAACAUUGGGCACACAAGCCCUGAAUGCCUUUUACCAUCACAGCUAAAACUAAAUGAACCUUCCCCACCCCCACGUGGAAUGAACUGUGACCAAGAAAAGGAAAUCAUGGAGGUCAUUUUGCACCAGAGCACACAGGAAGAGGACUACAUUCAGAGGUGUAACUCUGAUUUAGGCAUGAAAGUCAGCACCCAGGAGCAGCCCUCGCCCACGGAGCCUCGAGGACCAUUUUACUUCUGCCGGUUGCUGCUCGAUGACUUGGGAAUGAAUUCUUGGGACAGAAGGAAGAAUUUUCAUCUGUUGAAGAAAAAUUCAAAAUUAUUGAGAGAGCUAAAGAAUCUGGACUCCCGUCAGUGCCGUGAAACACACAAAAUUGCAGUGUUUUACAUUGCUGAAGGUCAAGAAGACAAGUGUUCAAUCCUCUCCAAUGAAAGAGGAAGCCAAGCAUAUGAAGACUUUGUUGCUGGACUUGGAUGGGAGGUGGACCUCUCAACCCACUGUGGGUUCAUGGGUGGCCUUCAGCGCAAUGGCAGCACUGGACAAACAGCCCCUUACUAUGCUACCUCAACCGUGGAAGUGAUAUUCCAUGUUUCAACUCGGAUGCCAUCAGACUCAGAUGAUUCCCUCACCAAAAAGCUCCGUCACUUGGGGAAUGACGAGGUCCACAUCGUCUGGUCCGAACACUCCAGAGACUACCGCAGGGGAAUUAUCCCAACUGCCUUUGGAGAUGUUUCAAUCAUUAUUUACCCAAUGAAGAAUCAUAUGUUCUUUAUUGCGAUAACGAAGAAACCUGAGGUUCCAUUUUUUGGGCCUCUGUUUGAUGGAGCCAUAGUGAGUGGGAAGCUCCUGCCAACCCUUAUAUGUGCCACGUGCAUCAAUGCCAGCAGGGCUGUGAAGUGCCUCAUCCCCCUCUACCAGAGCUUCUAUGAAGAGCGAGCUCUGUAUCUCGAAGCAAUAAUUCAGCACCACCGUGAAGUAAUGACAUUUGAGGAUUUUGCAGCCCAAGUCUUUUCACCCUCUUCCAACUACUCCCUCAGUGGAAUGGAUUAAAACACGUAAGGGUCUCAUGGCAAUAUCUGAGCAAGGGCUCCGGCUGCCAUCCUGAGUGCCUACCUCAUGGUGCCCCUGGAUGAGGAGAAGGAUGAGAUGCUCCCACUGCCCCACCCUGAACCCCCAAACCCAGAGACCCCAGGAAACGCCACUCUGCUCUUCUAGUGCCCUCAGCAAGUCUUCCUGUUAAUGGACUUCUGAAUUUAAAGAUGAAUCCCCCAAAAUGGUGUGGUUCUGACUUUCAGACUGGGCGGUAUAAUUGUGCCCUGAAACCUCGUGAUCUUUGGGCUUUAAAAGAAGAAAAGAAAAAUGAGACAGACCUGCUCUCCUGUGUGGUUGCUGUGCCUGCUCCUGGGACAGCAGGAGAUCCAGGGCUUCCAAGGAAGGGAAGGGGGCAGCUGGUAUCUGUACCCCAGGUUGUUUCCUCUCAUUCAUAAAUGCCAGCACAAUUCACAGGGGGGCUGCCAAACAACUGUCAUAUUGUUUGAGGAAUUUUCUCGGCAUUGAUUUUGCUAGUUCUUAUGUUAGGAUUUGUGGUUUACUCAAAAAUUUCAUCAUCACGGAAAUUGGCUAUCCCUAGGGUCUUUUGCCCAGGAGAAGUUUUACCUCAGUUGUACUGAGUGUUUUUCCACUUGGUACCUGGUGCCCACUAACUGGGGAGAGGUUUUCCUGACCAUCCUGGGGCCUGCAGGUCGUGACAGUGAUGGUGCUGUCACAGAAUACUCAGAUGGUUCCAAAAAUGCAGGGUCCCAUCCCUGCGAAAGCUCCUGUAGGUCAGGAAGCCUUCCAGCGCCUGGCUCAGCCCAGGGCCUGGCUCAGCACAACACCCUGUCAGCACGCAAGGAGCACACCAGCUCCAGCACCAGACAAACAGGCACCCCCAGGAUGUCCACCUGCCUCCAGAAGCUUCACCCUGCCAUUGUGCCCUCCAGACAAGCAGAGAGAGGGCCAGGCAGGGUCUGAGAAAUACUUUCCACUGCACAGAGUUGGAGGGGAGCAGAGUCCAGACGAGGGAUUUGAUCUGUACUUUUUAUACAUUUGGCUCCAAGGAAGGCAUGUUGAGUCUGUUUCAAAAAAUAAUGAUAAAUAAGUAAAUAGCCCCACCUUCUAUUCUGUGCUUACCCAGCACCCUUUUUGGGGGUCUGUGGGUGUCAGCUACAGAGAAAUCAAUCAACAAGGAGGAGCUCUUUGUCAUGGGCCCUCUGCUCUUCACCAAGGCCCUUGGCCUGUCUCCAGGGUGAGCCCUGGCUCAAAACAGGGAGCAGCAUGUAAACUGUGGCUGCCAACUAAGGGUCAGAGAAAGGCAGCCCUGCCAGGAUGCUCUGUCACCUUCCUGCUGACCCGCUAAGCCCACUUGCCCCAUCAGAGAUUUUAUGACCAGUCAGGCCUUCCCACCCACCGUCAAGGUAGUCUGGCUGGUUCCUGAGCUUUGCAGGAGAGGCAAGCAGACCCAGAUGCCAGACUCACUUUUCGGAUAAGUGAGAAAGGAUUGAGAAAAUCAUUCCUAUUACAAGGAUGGCCCAUCACAUCUAAAGAGAACUAAUUUUUCUGCUUUAUGGAGGAUUGCAGCAGGUACAGCUUGAGGCCAGGCCCACAGACAGCAGGUCAAGCCCUGUCUGGACACGAGUGCGUGGGGUGUCUGGAUAGAGUAAGCCUGCCCUGCACACAGGCCCACUUUGCUUGCUUCCAGGGGCUUAAUGGCAGCAUAAUGGGUGGCUGGGAAUCACAGUAUUUUCUGUUGUGUCAGCAAGUGUCAUGAAGCUUACCCCCAACCCCACCACCUGUUUAAUGAUUGGGGCUCUGGGCAGCGUGGUGUGAGGCCCAUUCCACUCAGACUCGAGACUCCUGUUGAGCUGCUUCAUUUGGUAUCUACGAAGUACCCAGACCUCAUUCCUGCAGGGAAGGGAAUUGCCCAUCCUGGGCCCCAGAGUCCUGUGUAGGCUCUGAAAGCAAGUAGCUUCUAGGAGAACAUCUCCCCAUCAGGCUCCAGAAACCCCCUGCUGCAGAAUUCUCGGACUUGGUUGAAGUGUCAGAACUUGGACAUCUGGACCUCUACUCCAUCAUUCUAUUUUACCAGUCCUCCUGAGCCUGGAGUGGAGAAUUCAGUGGUAGGUAGCAAAUAACUAGACCUCCCUGUAAUCCCUGAUGAUUUCAUCAACCCCGUGACCCCAGAUUAUAGCCAGUGGUUCUGUGACCAGAGCUUUUUCUGAGCCCACUAUUCUCGGCACACCUUUGCUUCAGAGAUUCGGAAUCGGGGAGCAGGGGACUUGGCAACCAGGCUUCCUUGUAAUCAUGCAAACUUGAAUCAUUUUGUUAUUUGGGGUGGAAAAUUGAAAUGAUCAAGAUUUUUUUUUUUCACUUAGAUAAGCAAAUAUUGUGCUUUUGUAACAAAUGCCUCUCAGCAGAAUUGCAGAGGGUCACUCAUCUGGUGGUAACCCACCUGAGUCACAGCUGACCCAUCACAGUAAGUCAACCAUCUGUAAACAGAAGUGACCCUAAUUGGCCCAAAGUGGAUCACACUUGCUGGCUUGCAGGCAGGCCCAGAGCAGUUCCCUCGCUACUCCACAAGCUGACAUUCUGCAAUCUCACUGAGUAGGUUCUUGUACUUAAAAAAAAAAAAAAAAAAUAGUAAUUCCCCAAAUGGUGACUUUUUAAAAAUAAUAAAACCCUAAGUAGACAGAAGAGGGGAAAUUUAGCAGGGUAAGUGACUGUCUCAGCAUCUUCAUGCAGUGGAGGCCGCAGUGCCUAAGAGCCACAGGGAAGGAGGAAGCGAAGCCUCAGCUGUGAGGGGCUGACCGAUCAGCCCUGAGCCUUACAAACGAGAUCACAUGAAUCCAGGACAACACAAAUCACGUCUGCCUAACCUUCCCCGGGUGUGACCACCGGCACUUCAUCCACUGUUAUAUUUGUAUCAUCUGGAGCUUUAAGGGGUCCUCAGACUUACGGUGAUGUCUUUUGUGUAACUGUUAUGUUUUUAUCGCACCUGAAGGGAAACCCAACGGGAAACAACCAUCCUUCCCAUUGCACGCAGCACCUGUGUCUUACAUAUACAGAAAGUGAAUGUUCUCUUAUGUUUUCAGGUCGAUAAUAUUUAGUACAUGUAAAUAAGGAAAAAUUUUGAUAAAUAUGAUAAAUUAUAGUAUGUCAUUUGAUUUUUAUUUUGCUAUCUCUCAUUUUUAAUUUUCCAAAUGCUGCACAUCUAGGUUUAGGCCCAGGUGGUACAGACGCUUACAUUUCCCCACCUUUGCAGGCACGUGUGUGUGUCUGGAUGCACUGCAGCAAAGGCAAGCCAGGGCCAGGAAAGUGCACAGCUCCACAGCUGCCCACAACCACCAUUUUUUUCUCUUUAAUUCUGAUUUAUUGUGAUGAUUUAAUAAAGUAGAAACAGCA